GUUUUUACACAGCAUUUACUAUAUGUAUACACACACUGAAGAACAAUAGUAUCUGUAAUACAUUUGCAGAUGUCACUUUUCUUUAUAACUUGAUUUGAUCCAACUUGAUUCUUGUACUUGAACGUGUGACUAGCAAAUAAUGGCAUCUGCACAAGUCGAUUGGGCAAAAGUAACUGAACAAGAACAGCUUUCAAAAAGUGUUACAAGUUUAACCCUCAAUAAUGCAAAUCCCAACAACGACGAUGACGGUGUUGAUGGGCCAAUUUCACCGGCAGAGAGAUCUUUACUUCAAAAAAUAAUUAGAAAAGGUCUUGUUGAAACAACAAAAGAUUUAGAAAUACAACGUAAAGAUCCAUCUUCACCUUUAUAUAGUGUAAAAACCUUUGAGGCACUUCAUCUUAAACCAGAAUUAUUAAAAGGCGUAUAUGCAAUGGGUUUUAAUGCACCAUCGAAAAUUCAAGAAACAGCUUUACCUACCCUUCUAGCUGAUCCACCACAAAAUAUGAUUGCUCAGUCUCAAUCUGGUACAGGCAAAACAGCAGCAUUUGUUCUCGCUAUGCUCAGUAGAGUAGAUGUGGAUAAGCAUUAUCCUCAAGUGCUUUGCUUAUCGCCAACUUAUGAAUUAGCAAUACAAACUGGUGAAGUCGCUGCUAAAAUGUCUCAAUUUUGUCCGGAAAUAAAAAUUAAAUAUGCAGUAAGAGGAGAAGAAAUUCCUCGUGGUACAGUAAUCACAGAUCAUAUUAUUAUCGGUACACCUGGCAAAGUUUUGGACUGGUCGCUGAAAUUUCGAUUUUUCGACCUAAGUAAAAUUUCUGUAUUUGUAUUAGACGAAGCCGAUGUUAUGAUAGCAACGCAAGGCCAUCAAGAUCAGUGCAUCCGUAUUCACAAGAUGCUUCCUAAGUCAUCAUGUCAAAUGAUGUUUUUCUCUGCAACAUAUGAACCAGAUCUGAUGAAAUUCGCUGAAUUAAUCGUUAGUAAUCCUUUGAUAAUACGAUUGAUGAAGGAAGAAGAAAGUUUAGAUAAUAUUAAACAAUAUUAUGUUCGAUGCAAAAAUCCUGAAGAAAAAUAUACUGCUAUUUGCAAUAUCUAUGGUGUGAUUAGCAUUGGACAAGCUAUAAUCUUUUGUCAUACUCGAAAAACGGCGAGUUGGCUAGCAGAAAAAAUGACUCAAGAUGGACAUACUGUAGGAGUAUUAUCUGGUGACUUGAAUGUUGAGCAAAGAAUUGCAGUUUUGGAUAGAUUUAGAGCUGGAAUGGAGAAAGUUCUGAUAACGACUAAUGUUUUAGCUAGAGGUAUUGAUGUCGCACAAGUAACGAUAGUUGUCAACUUUGAUCUUCCUAUUAACCAAAAUCGAGAAGCUGACUGUGAAACAUAUUUACAUAGGAUAGGAAGAACUGGUCGAUUUGGAAAAUCUGGAAUUGCUAUAAAUUUAAUUGAUUCACCACACUCGAUGAAAUUAUGUCAAGAUAUUGAAAAACAUUUUGGUAAAAAAAUACAUUAUUUGGAUGCUGAAGAUGCUGAAGAAAUAGAAAAAAUUGGAACAUAACGUGUAUAAGCUUGAAUGUUUUUUUUUUUUAAUUUUCUAACAAUUUUUCAAAAACAAAAUUUACUGUCAUGGCAUUUUUCAUGGUUAAUUUACUCAAUUCAUAACAAAUAAUAUAACGUGUCUUAUGUAAAUACUUUUUCAAGCUAUACAUUAUGUUCUAAGUACUUUUUUUAAUGAAUACUGAUAAUGAUAAAAUAUUAUAAAAUAAAGAUUAAAUAUUA
Chelonus insularis is the source of this 1767-nucleotide messenger RNA. It is a transcript of the gene Dbp80, whose product is annotated as putative ATP-dependent RNA helicase Dbp80. Gene Ontology annotation, cellular component: cytoplasmic stress granule; nucleus. Gene Ontology annotation, molecular function: ATP binding; RNA binding; RNA helicase activity. The coding region runs from base 140 to 1546 and encodes 468 amino acids. The record is from RefSeq and is a predicted model, not a curated record. The transcript is spliced from 9 exons. Lineage: Eukaryota; Metazoa; Arthropoda; Insecta; Hymenoptera; Braconidae. Gene Ontology annotation, biological process: poly(A)+ mRNA export from nucleus.